This is a messenger RNA of Triplophysa dalaica, 2415 nucleotides long. RefSeq names its product N-acetylated alpha-linked acidic dipeptidase 2 (gene naalad2). The record is from RefSeq and is a predicted model, not a curated record. Gene Ontology annotation, molecular function: carboxypeptidase activity. Lineage: Eukaryota; Metazoa; Chordata; Actinopteri; Cypriniformes; Nemacheilidae.
CCCGUUCACGCCGGUCAUGUUUCGGGUGUGACGCGCCUCCCCUGCGACGCAACAGCAACACCCGGAUUUGGAACGCGCAGUGCAGACGUCCUGUGUGCAUUCUGACCAUAAACCAAAAGCACUAAAGAGUUCAGCUCAUUCUUUCAGCAGACUGGUCAGUGUUGCCCUCAUUCUAAUGGGAACCGAGGAAAAAAUAGUGACCUGGAUCUGUCGCUUAACAGUCAUUACGGCUUUUUUCUUGGUUGGGUUUAUCAUAGGUUGGUUUGCUCGACCUACUCAUGUCAAUCAUGGACAAACGUCCAAAAGUUUUCUGCGUGACUUCCUGGAUGAAAUGCAGGCGGAGAAUAUCAAACAACAUCUCAGAAAGUUCACGCGACUGCCCCAUCUGGCGGGGUCGCAGCAGAAUCUCAUCCUGGCCGAGCAGAUUCGAGAUGAGUGGAUGAAGUUCGGGCUGGACUCGGUGCAUCUUGUACCGUAUGACGUUUUGCUCUCGUACCCCAAUAAAACAAACCCCAAUUACAUCUCCAUAGUGGACCAUGUGGGCAAUGAGAUAUUCAACACCUCUCUGGCUGAACCUGUUCCUGAAGGUUAUGAACACGUGAAAGAUAUUGUCCCUCCGUACAACGCUUUCUCUGCAAAAGGACAACCAGAGGGUGAUCUGGUGUAUGUGAAUUAUGGACGGACGGAGGAUUUCUUUAUACUGGACAGAGACCUGGGGAUUAACUGUACUGGAAAAAUUGUCAUCGCUCGUUACGGCAAAAUCUUCCGUGGAAACAAGGUGAAGAAUUCGAUGUUAGCCGGAGCAAAAGGCAUCAUUCUGUACUCGGACCCUGCAGAUUAUUGUGCCGAGGAUGUAGAGCCGUACCCGAAAGGCUGGAAUCUGCCAGGAGGUGGCGUUCAGAGAGGAAACGUCCUUAACCUGAAUGGAGCGGGAGACCCUCUCACACCCGGAUACCCCGCUAAAGAAUACACCUACAGAUAUCCGGCAGAAGACGGCGUGGGCUUACCCAAGAUUCCAGUUCAUCCCAUUGGAUAUCAUGAUGCCAUUCAACUGCUGAAGAAUAUGGGAGGACCUAAUCCUCCUGAUAACUGGAAGGGCGCUCUUAACGUCUCGUACCGGAUUGGACCAGGAUUCACGGCUGGCACUGAACAGAAUAAAGUGCGUAUGAAUGAUACCAACAAUCAGGUGACCCGUAUCUACAAUGUGCUUGGCUGGAUGAGAGGAGCUGUGGAGCCAGACAGGUACAUCAUUCUGGGCGGUCAUCGGGAUGCAUGGGUGUUUGGAGGGAUUGAUCCUGUGUCAGGAGCUGCUGUGGUGCAUGAGACUGUGAGGGCGGCUGGAAAACUCAUGAGCAGAGGUUGGAGACCGAGAAGAACGAUGAUCUUUGCCAGCUGGGACGCAGAAGAGUUUGGUCUGCUGGGAUCGACAGAGUGGGCAGAGGAGAAUGCCAGAAUACUGCAGGAGCGAGCAGUCGCUUACAUCAAUGCUGACUCUGCCAUUGAGGGCAUGUACACACUGAGGGUCGACUGCACCCCCUCUCUACACACUAUUGUGUAUGACAUCACCAAGAAGGUACCGAGUCCAGAGAUCGGAGAGGAGAAAAUGAGUCUAUAUGAGAGCUGGCACAAGAGAGACAACUGGACCGAACAAAAUCUACCUCGGAUCAGCAAACUGGGUUCUGGAAGUGAUUUUGAAGCAUAUUUCAUCAGAUUAGGUAUUGCGUCUGGAAGGGCAAGAUACACCAAAAACAGCAAGACAGAGCGCUACAGCAGUUAUCCCGUCUAUCACAGUGUCUAUGAGACCUAUGAGAUAGUGGAGCGUUUCUAUGACCCGAGUUUCCGCAGGCUGGAGGCUGUGGCCCGUGUCAGGGGUGGACUCAUCUACAGUUUGGCUGACUCUGUGAUUCUUCCUCUAAACUGUGAGGAAUACGCCUCAUCUCUUAAAAGAUACGCCAACAGCAUAUACCAGCUGGCAAAGAGACAUCCUGAUGCCAUGAAACAGUACCACGUGUCAUUCGACUCUCUCUUCUCUGCGGUUGGGAACUUCACAGACGCAGCACGAGAUUUUCACCAGCGGUUAACUCAUCUGGACUCUUCCGAUGCUCUGGCUGUGCGGAUGAUAAACGAUCAGCUCAUGUAUUUAGAGAGAUCUUUCAUUGACCCGCUGGGUCUACCUGGAAGGCCAUUCUACAGGCAUAUCAUUUUCGCUCCCAGCAGUCACAAUAAAUACGCGGGCGAGUCUUUUCCCGGGAUCUACGACGCUCUGUUUGAUAUUGAGAACGCCGCGGAGCCCCACAAAUCCUGGGACGAGGUCAAACGACAGAUCAGCAUCGCUGCCUUCACCGUCAAUGCAGCCGCCGUCACCCUGAUGCCUGUCGUCUGACCUUCAGCUCCUCCAAAUAAAGUUCCAGUUAA